AUGACAAUUGUUCAUGAUAUGAUUCUGGCUUUGGUGACAAUGAUAUGGUGUGGUACAAAUGCUAUAGAUAUUCGUGGUAAGGGCGCCAGUUUUCCAUAUGAGGUUUACAAGGUUUGGCAACCAGCUUAUACAACAUAUAGGAAAGGAUAUGCGUCUAUUCAGAUGCAAUACGAUGCUGUAGGAAGUAGUACAGGGCAAGCUGCAAUUUUCCAGAACAUUGAUAUUGAAUAUGCUGGUUCAGACACCGUUUUGUCUGAAUCUGAUAAGUUAGAACAUUCAGACCUUGUUGAAUUCCCUACCAUGGCUGGGGCAAUCGUCAUGGGAUACAACUUACCAAAUUUUGGCUCCAACAAACUUAAUCUUUCUCUACAGCAGCUUGUUGGUAUAUAUAACGGGACCUACACAUCAUGGAGCGAUGCCAUUUUUACAACAAACAAUCCGAAUGGCAUUUUUCCGAAUGAAAACAUUAUUGUGAUAGCCAGGGCCGAUAAAUCAGGGUCAACUGAACUUUUUACUUCUGCGCUUUCUGCGGUUGAUCAGAACUGGAACUCUACCUAUGGCACAUUUUCAAGGGGAAUUAAUGACAGUGGGACACCUUACCAUUGGAAUAAAGCAGCAAUCACCUAUUACGGGGUGCAGACUAGAGGUGUUUCGGGUUUGCUGUUGUCGUUCAAAAAUUCUCUUGGUUAUUUAUCCGUUGCUGAUGUUCAAGAUGGAAUCGUAGAAACAGCACUUCUUCAAAACGCAGCCGGUGAAUACAUGUCACCCACAUCCACAGCAGUUCAAAAUGCUAUGGAUUAUUUUGCUGCUCUAAAUCCUACGGCACAAACAUUUUCAUUGGCUAACAGUGGCGGUACAGGUGCCUACCCAAUAGCAGGCUUCACACAUUUUAUCAUUUACAAAACUCUUAUGACAAAUUGUGACUCAGCGAAAGAACUCAUUCGAUAUAUAGACUGGUUUAUGACUCAAUCUACUCCUCGUCAUGACUGUGAAGUUUUGGGAUUUGCUCCACUUAGCAUGGAUAUGGUGAAUAGAGUACAUAAAACUGUUCUGGAACAGGUCUCUUGCAAGGGACGCAACAUGUGGCAAGAGGUUAUGGCGGACAAGCAAAGGGAAGAGGAGGUUGUUGAUAAUUCAUGGCAAACGGAAGUAGCGAUAGCGGUUCCAAUCACUACGAUAGUAUUAGGGAUAUUUGGUGGUUAUAUAUUGUUUCAAAGAUUCAAAUACUGGAGGCUACUAAAUAAGGAUGAUUGGUUAGUUCCAAUUGAGGAUAUCGUGUUUUAUUAUGAUAGCCAUCAUCAUUCAACGCAUCAUUCCUCGUUCUUUGCACGAUCUGCUAGAUCUUUACAGUCGGCACAAUCAGAGAUGGAUAAGAGAGAAUUGGAAGCUUUAGUAGAUAAAGUGCUUCAGUGGCCUGGGAAAUGGAAAGGGCAUGACAUUGGAGUAAGGUUGUUAGAAAUUCCACAAAUGCAAGUUUUAACAAAGCAUAUGAAACAGGAGAUGCUCAGAAUUCGUGAUAAAGUACAUCACCUAAACAUUGUAAAAUUUUACGGACUUACAGUCAUAGACAACGAAAAAUAUGUGAUUGGUGAGUACUGCCGAAAAGGGUCCCUAGCCGAUGUCCUUCAGGACAAUAAGAUAACGAUGACGCCAGAUUUCAAAAUGGCUUUAGCUUUGGAUAUAUGUCAGGGGAUGAAUUAUCUUCAUCACCAUCAUGUUACUCAUGGAAACUUGAAAGCGCGUGUAUGCUUUGUAGAUUGUAAAUGGACCGUUAAAGUCGGAGAUUGGGAGUUUUUGAAAAUUUUAACACUAAACAACGAAAACGACGCUAUGGCUAUAGCAGAUAUGCACGCAGACGAUUCACAGAGUCAGUGUUCUUGGGAAUUCUGGAUGGCUCCUGAAGUACUUCGAGCAAAUUAUAAAUGCAGAAUAACGCAUGAAUGCGAUGUAUACAGUUUUGCAAUAGUUUUACAAGAAAUAUACUCGCAAGAAGAACCAUACACAGAACACCUUGGAACAACUUCGACUGCGGAUAUCAUCCAUGCAAUAUACUCUAGUAACCUGCGUCCAAAAAUCCAACUGGACAUUCCAGUGGCAAUCAGACAAAUCAUGGAAAUUGCGUGGACAGACAACCCAGUCAGCCGGCCGUCGUUUGAUCAAAUAUUGAAGCUAAUGAAACGGAACAGUCCAAUGAGAAAAUCAGUAAUGGACAGUGUCAUUCAAUCUAUGGAAGAUUAUACGCAGCAUCUAGAGGAAUGUGUGGAGGAGAAGACGAUAGAAUUAGAGUCAACAAAGAAAAAUCUGGAGGCCAUGAUGUCCAGUAUUAUACCAGGGACAAUUGCUAAUGCUAUCGCGAGUGGUGAAUCCAUAGAUCAUGAUCAGGAGAAGCUAAUUGGGGUAAUAUGUGUGGAGAUAACCAAAGAAAAUGAUUUCAACAAUUUAUCCUCAAAAGAAAAAGUAGAAAAACUGACAAGUAUGUGUACGUACCUGGAUCUACUUGUAAGCAAGUACUCAGCAUUUAGAUACAGUUCGCAUGGAACAUCUUUCAUGAUAGUUGUAGGUAUGGGAGAGGUGAACAAUAACAACGAAUACUGUGUUGCUUUUAAAACUGCGCAUAUGUGUUUAGACAUUCUAACUCAUGAGCACAUUGAGGACUCCAGCUGUUCUUCUGACGACGUGUGGAUGAUGCAGCUGAGUAUAGGUGCUCAUGUUGGUACUACCACUACAGGCAUUAUUGAGACUGACACACCUCAGUUUGUUCUCUUCAGUGAUUUGCCGGAAGUUGUUCGAUGCCUUGCAAGAUCUUCGGACGCUUCAAGAAUUCAUACAUCCCAGGAUCUACGGAAAAAGAUCCUUACAACAAACAAUUUUUCAACUGAAAGAUCGGGUCUACUCAUCGUCAGGGGCGUUGAAUAUGAAACAUACUGGCUCACCGGACGAACCAGGAAGUUUUCUAACAACUUGUUGAACAAAACUCUGAUAAUUCCAGAUCCACAACUACAAGAGGAAAAGGAAAAAGAGGAACCAAACAUGAUGAGCCCGUCCCCAAAUAACCUCCUAGUUCCUCUCUCUGAUAAAAUUAGUCCUUCAGUAAGCCCUAUGCCAAAUGAAAAUUCAAAAAAGCCAGCCCUUGCUAACGAAGCCAAGUCACCGAAAAUUGAGAAAAAGGCAAUAACAUUUGCCAAUGAAACUCGUUCAAAGGAAAAUGGAGCUCUUAAAUUGGGCAAUGGAAAGACCAAGACUGCAUACCAACGACGAAGAACAAAGCAAAGGGCAGACGUGUUACCGGAAGUGAUGGAAGUAACAAUCGAUGUAGAUGAUGAUUUUGCAGAGGUUUGACAAUGUCAGAAAAACAUAUCUAUAAUUCAAGUUAUA
Molecule: messenger RNA, 3375 nt
Organism: Saccostrea echinata
Lineage: Eukaryota; Metazoa; Mollusca; Bivalvia; Ostreida; Ostreidae
Exons: 3
Coding region: 1-3339 (1112 amino acids)
Biological process (GO): protein phosphorylation; cyclic nucleotide biosynthetic process; intracellular signal transduction
Molecular function (GO): protein kinase activity; ATP binding
Source: RefSeq, a predicted model, not a curated record